AUGCACGACCUGCCAGCAAUCUGGGCGAUUGUCAACCACUCCACCGCUGAUAAGCCUCCCAAAGUGCAGGCGGCCCUCUCUCAAGCGAGGCGGGGCUCAGGAGCAUCGUCUUCUAUCGAAGGAGAAUUGCCUCACAGCAAUCAAAGCGCUCGUGGCGAAGAGUCCACUUCUAGCAAUCCUCGCCAGUAUAUGUUUGUCUCUGGGAGAGCAGCAAAGAGACGAAAGCGCCGGCAUGUCCCGAGGAACAUUGCGACAAGAGAGGCCUCUUUUGACAGCGGCAAACACGUUACAAACACUGACGAGUCAAGUCCUCCUCGAGCACCAACAGAUGCAUUCCAAGACCCCCAGGUGGCUGCAGAAUAUAGUACAGUCCAAACACAAAUCGAGCCGUAUCCUCUGCAAUUACGGUCUCCUUCUGGUGCUCCAUGGCUACAUGGACAAUUAGACGCCGACGUGAUAACAGAAGUCGAAGCCGUGGACACUCCUGACAGCGAAAGUCUAGAACAAUGUCUGCAAAUCCAACAUUCUCAGGACUCGUCGGCAGUAUGGAGCCCCGUUUCGUCAGAGAAUGUCAGCGGAUCCUCGUCCGAGAUUGAGCACCUUAUAGAAUCUGGAUAUGCCAGUCAAACCAGCCUCUCUUUCAUCCCCCAAGUCUGCUUUCCAACACUGCAUGAUAAAUUCUCUGGCCUUCUCGACAUUUAUGAUCGAGAAUUCUGCAAUUAUCCAAUCACUUGCGAUUUCAGCAUCAACCCUUACCGCUAUAGACCCGAAACUACUCAGGGCUCCCAGCAUUUGCUGCACGCCAUUAUGGCGAUCUCCUGCCACUUUAGACUGUGGUCUCCUGCCCAAGCUUCCCCGCCUAUGGAGGCUUUGAGCCACAAAGGAGCAGCAAUGGUGUUAUACCAGGGAGCAUGGGCGGAGGUUGGCAACUACACCAAUGCAUUGAGCCUACUCGACACGGCACUUGCCCUCUGGCAACUUGAGGCCACCAUUUCAGCCCUCAAUAUAUGGAGAUCCCACUUGACCGACGCAUAUCACCUUCUGGAGCUUUAUGGUGGGGUGAGAAGAUGGUCGAUGAGCAGAAAAGCCAACGUCCAAGUCUCGAUGAUUCUUUGGUGGGACGCCAUGGUAUCCCUUUUGGCACGAACAGAAUGUGUCCUGCCCUACGCAUACCUCGAGACUGUCCUCAAAACCGAAGGACGCCAGCCGUGGACAUUCUACCAGCUGAACGGCUGCCCACGCGAGCUGUUCGUUCCAAUGACGCAGCUCGCCAACCUCUCCGGCCGUAAAUGGAGCAAGACGGUCUCAGUCUUGGUCACGGAGAUCGAGCAGUCCAUCACCAGGUACUCGUAUCCUGGCCGGGGUCUUGACUGCGACUCGGACGACGAAGAAACCAUGCACAUCGAACGCGAUCGCUAUCACUGCUGCGAGGGCUUCCGGUACGCGCUGUUGAUCUAUAUCCUGAGGGUAUUCCGCUGGCCACGAACCGACUGCCCAGGCAAGCUGAGCGCACGAAUCUCGUUCCUGUCACGGGUCUGCCUCGACCACGUCGCGGCAUGCCGACCGGACGGGUUCAUCCAGAAGCAGCUCCUGUUUGCUGUCUUCAUAGCGGGGUCGGAGACACGCAGCAUAACACAUCGUGUGCUUGUCGAAGAAUACUGUAGGCGGUGGUACGAAAGGUUUGGGUACCAGAUGUACGCAACCGUGCUGAAUGUCAUGCAGACCGUCUGGGCGAAGCAAGACGCGGGAGACGAAGCGUUUUGGUGGGGAGAGGAACUGGAUGCACGAAGAGCAGAAGAGGGAGAUUUUGUACAAUUUUGUUUUGGUUAA
Fonsecaea erecta is the source of this 1830-nucleotide messenger RNA. RefSeq lists its product as hypothetical. Gene Ontology annotation, biological process: positive regulation of transcription by RNA polymerase II. Gene Ontology annotation, cellular component: nucleus. The transcript has 5 exons. Gene Ontology annotation, molecular function: transcription cis-regulatory region binding; DNA-binding transcription factor activity. NCBI's taxonomy places the organism in Eukaryota, Fungi, Ascomycota, Eurotiomycetes, Chaetothyriales, Herpotrichiellaceae. Bases 1 to 1830 code for a protein of 609 amino acids. The record is from RefSeq and is a predicted model, not a curated record.